Molecule: messenger RNA, 5620 nt
Organism: [Torrubiella] hemipterigena
Lineage: Eukaryota; Fungi; Ascomycota; Sordariomycetes; Hypocreales; Clavicipitaceae
Source: the annotation of a GenBank genome assembly
UUUCCGCCUGCUUCCACGUCUCCUCCUCCUCCUUGAGCUCCUUGUAUUUUCUUUUUCUCUUCUUCCCUUUACACGCGACAACGAAGAAAGAAACGACAUAAAAGGCAACGACAAAACGCAUUAAUUUUCUUUGUAUUAAUUUUUUCCCCUCUCAACUUGUAUAAAUCGCCGCCGCCGCACACUCAUUGAUAACCCCGGCACACGCAUCAAGCCACGACCAAGGAGCUCUCACUCUUUUUUUCCCGCUUCCCCUUUCCGGCUGCAGCAUCCUCGUGUUCAACUGCAUCACCAUCCUCUGCCCAACCAGCAGCACGCACACGCCAACGACGACUGCACGGCGAAUCGAAGCAGAAAACAGGCGUCGCCAUCUCUCACCCAACCCUCCAAUCACCACCUACAGUAAUCCCGACUGAUUUAUUAUACCCUCCAAGAUGCAGUCCCAGCGGGGCUAUUCUAUGCGCCGCUCCCCGACAGAAGACCCUGGCCCAGCUCCCAACAAUGGCCCAAUGUCGCCUCCUCAGGGUGUCCAGCCCAGAGCGUCCAUCUCCUCUGUUAGGUCCUCUACGCAAGGAGGCAGCGUAAGGAAGUCGACGCGUGAAAGCUCGAGUGGUUCAAGCUCGGUGCCCCUCUCGCAGAUAGAAAAGAGCGUCACGCACCUCCUAGUCGCCACGAAGCAACUGCUCGAAACACUCACGCAAUGGUCCCGCGGCCAGGCUACCGACACGCAGGUCUCCGACGUCUACGUCCGCCUCGGAUACGAGUUCAACAUGGCUUGCCGAGCCUUCACAGCCAUCAAUGUCGACACAUCCGAUCUUGGAAACGUUCCCGAUCUCUUGCGCAGUAUCCUCGAGGCUACUCUCAGCCAAGAGGCAAGCUCCGAGAGCUUGGAAAAGUACCUGCCUAGAAUACGAGACAUCAUCAUCAAUCUUCUUCACGGCCUGAAACGAAAACAGCAACGAUUACGACAGAGACAAGGUCGCGAGCGCGAGGGCCAGGGGCUACCCGAACGAUCGACCAGCGUCAGCACAGUCACAAGUAGCGGCAGCAACGGCUUAACGAGUAUGAUUAACGAUGGCAUCGAUGCCGGCAGCCAUGCCCAAGAUGGCCGCAGACCCGAACCGACCAUGAACAACUCACCCACCCGAAAGCCCGUAUCGAGAGAGUCGUCGCAACCAAAGCUCCCCGGCGAGCUGCCAGGUCAAGAUGCUCAGUUGCCAUACCCUCCGGACAAUGGUGGCAUGUCUACCAGCACGACAGCUUCCUCGCUGCUCGACGUCAACCCCGAUUCCUUCCCGCCGCCACCACCCGAUCCUCAACAAUCUAGCGCCAUGGCUGCUCUACAAAAGGGAGGCGAUUUGGAGCGACGCGCUUCUCGAAGAUACUCUCAAUACCAAAUCUCUAAGCACCUGGGUGCAUCCGGAAGCGGAGUGCCCAUCCUGCCACCUCAAAAUUCACCAAUUCCUAAUCGCGGCCGUAAAGAGGCGCGCGAGUCGCUUCGUGCCGUCCAGAAGCGAGAAUCGGUUAGGCACAGCAGGACUCCUUCGAAGCUGGCGUCGUCGCCCAUGCGCGCACCAGAGACUGCCUUUGAGCAACCAGCUGCUAGCGAUGAGCAGCGGAAUAUGAGCCCCGAGGGUCGAUCGCCUGACAAAUAUGUACCAUCUGCUACCAUUUCUGGACCUCUCACAGACCCUUCCAUGUACAUGGACGACAACAAGCCCUCUGACGGCGACUCGAAAACCGAUGUCAAGCAAUCGAAUCGUUCGGAUGUGAAGCCCGGCGAAGCGUAUUUCCAAGUAUCCCCCCCGCCGACGCCGACAAAGGAUCUGACACUGUUCCUGCAAUACAAAUCAAAGAUUAAGAAGAUUGUGCUGCCUGAGGGCAGAGAUGAGCUUUCCUUGGGCCGUCUUCAGCUGGCCUUUAUUGAGAAGUUUUCAUGGAAUACGCAACAAAAUGGAACCGACUUGCCCGAGAUUUAUAUCCAGGAUCCAGUGUCUGGCGUCCGCCAUGAGCUGGAAGACUUGAGCGACAUCAAGGAUAGAACCGUCCUGGUUUUGAAUGUUGAGGCUCUGGACGAGGUCAAGAAGCACUUUGACGACGGACUAUCGACUCUUACGACAAUGGUGAAGCAGAUGAAGCAAAACUACGACGACCAAGCUGCCACGCUGCAGCGGGUAUCUGAGCGUCAGCAGCAACAGUCCAACGAUAUGGCGCGCUUGGCUACAGCAUCACCAGCCACAGUACCAUCUAGCGACAGUUCGCGAUCCAUUAACAGCGGACCCAAGCUGGCUGCUGGCCAUCUGACGGAAAUCCAGACCCUGCGACGAGACAUUGCCGUUUUGCGCCAGACCUACUCGACCUUCCAGUCCGACAUCCAGUCGUCCAUGUCUGGUAUCCGCCAAAAGGCCGCUGCUGUCAAAACUGCCGCCUCCAAAGCUGCUGCGCCCAACAUUGACGGUGACGCUGGCUACUCGUACGUCACCAAUGGCCGCAAGAAGCUCAACACGGAUUCCGACCACCUCGUCGGUAAGGUCGAUGAUCUACAAGAUCUCAUUGAAGACUUGCGCAAGGAUCUCGCCCAGCGCGGCGUGCGCCCUCUUCCCCGCCAGAUCGCCUCUGUCAACAAGGACAUCGAGGAGAUAAACAAGGAGCUCACGCGCAUGGAGCAGUACAUGACCAAUGAGAAGCCCAUAUGGACCAAGAUCUGGGAGAAGGAGCUGGAAGAUGUGUGCCAGGGCCGCGACGAGCUGCGCCUUAUGGAGGAUCUACUCGUCGACUUGCGCGACGAUCUCGACAAGGCCUCGGAGACAUUCACACUCGUCGAGCAAGCCAGCAAGGAGCACCUUAAGGAUCCCUCUGCCGGUGGCGGCGGCCGCUCAUUCUCCAAGGGCCUCGCCAACUUAGGUAACAGCAUCGACCAGGGCGCCGCCAAGGAAGACAUGCUCGGUGAAGUGCGCGCACUGCAGCCCAACCACGAAGACCGUCUCGAAGCGAUUGAGCGCGCCGAGAAGCUGCGCCAAAAGGAGCUGCUGAACCGCAAGGGCAACCCGAUGCAGCGCGAAAUUGAAGAGUUUGUCGGCGAAGGCAAGCUGAAGAAGUCUGGCGGCUUUGAAGAAGUCGAGCGCACGCGCGUAGCCAUGGACGAGAAGAUUCGUAAGGAGGUCUGGGACCGCAUGAACGGUCUGCUACCCGAGGAUGGGGAGGAGUUUGAGGAGGAAGAAGAAGAGGAAGAGGAAGAAGAAGGCGAGGAGGAGUUUGAAGAGGCGUCCGAGCAUCCGGGCGAGCAUCACUAACGAGGGAGGGGACUUGACGGCCUCAGGGACGGGAUGGGAUAUUUUGUGUUUUUUUUAACCUUUCAUAUUGCCCUACGCGUUAUAUAUAUGUCGGGUCGGAGUAUCGGAGCGAAUAUAAUGUAUAUGACUGUCUAAAACGAAUGCACUUUUGCGCGUGCGUCGUGAUAAAAUUUGCGUUUUUACUUCCAAGUAACUGAAAUUCCAUACUCAUCCAUCCAUCCAUCCAUCGUAUCUGAAGGGCAUUCUGCCAUAUUCAUCUAUAUAUCGUAUCUACAAAAUUCACAGCGAUAACAUCUACCCCAACAACGCCAACUUUUCCAUCUUGGUAAUAGUCGGCGCCUCGAGGAGUUUAUUCCGCGCGACCGCCCAGUCUUGCAACACGGCAUCGCCACCAGUAGCCUUCCACGUAUUCUCGCCAUCAUCAGCAUUUGUAGUUUGCUGUUGAGUAGCGGCAUUAAAGACAUCUGCAAUGGCAAUCUCACAUGCAGCAAUCACAUCUUCCAGCAAUGCCUCGACAUUACGUCCGCGCUCCAUCAUGUCGCGGCGCACACACGCCACCACAAGUCUCUCAACUUCGUCCUUUGUCUCUCGCACGCGCUCAAUGAGGCGGCGUACACUGUUGACCAGGUACUCUUCCUCGUAGACGGUGCCCUUGCGGCCGCGAGCGCGCUUCUUCUCCUCGCGCCUUCGGUUCUUGGACGUUGCGCGACUGACGCCUGUGCCUACGGUGCCAACGGAGCCGUCUUUACCUGUAUACCGCGUGAACAGACUGGCGCCAGUGCUGAUGCGCGAUGAAGCUGCGACGGAGAUGUCGUCAGGUACGUCGGCGCCGCCAGGACGCUCGCCUUCAUAGAAAGCCAGCGGGUCCUGUUCGGCCUUGAGCCGCAGCUCCUUGAUGCGCGGGACCUGUGCGCCGAGCUGGGCCUUGCAGUCGGCGAGGAACUCAGUCGUGCUGGAGAUUGCCUCUGCGAUGCCCGGGUCAACAGCAGAUGCGAGAAGGUCCGGGCGUGCGCGGAGAGACGUCAGGCGCAUGGCCUCUGCGAAGCGGUAGCCCUUGCAGAGGCAGCGGAUGGCGGCGUCGAGGGCAGCCAGGUGCUGGUCGUGGAUGGUCGCUGCUUCAGCGUACAUCUUGGACUCGUAGAGGGCCUCAGCCAUGGUGGACGCGAGGUCGGCAAAGGCGUCGGGUGUGAGCUUGGCCUGCUGCGCGGCAAACAGGCAUUCUUGCCAUGACGAGGAGCCGGCGGUGCGGUAGCACGACGUGGCUUUCUCGUAGUUCUUGAGGGAUUCGUAGGCAAGGCCUGCUUCGCGGAACUUGGAGGUGGCCUCGAGGUGUGCGGCGUAGAGGGCUGUGAGGGAUUGCUGGCGCGGGGUGUCGUAGCGGUAGAGUUGGAGGGCGGCGUGGUAGAGAGAGUGCUUGGUGGUGUAGUCACACAGCUCGUCAAAGGUAUCGAGCGUCUUGAGAUGGCCGAGGGCCUUUUCGCGACGGUUGAGGUGGUCGUCGAUCUCGAAGCUGCGGCGGAUGGGUGUGAGGGAGUGCAGGUGCUGCAUGAAGGGGAGGUAUUCGCGGGGGUCGCGCUGCGAUUGCUGCGCUACGAGGAGGGAGAGGUCGAGGUCGUAGAGGCCCAGGGCGGUCUCGUACAGACGGUUGACGUCAACCAGAAAACAGAUGUGUUCAACGGCCUUUUCGGCAAGCUUGGUAUCUUGGGAUUGUAGGGACGCAACGAGGCGCAGGCCGUCUUCGAGAGCGGGUGGGUUCUUGCAGACGUGGGCGGUGAUGAUGUUUUGGAGGUUGGUGGAAGACUUGGGUUGCAGGGCCUUGAGGAUGGCAUCGCAGACGGUGUUGAUCUUGGAGCCUUGGAUAGGUUCGGCUUCUUCGGGGGCUGUGGUGGUGGUGCGCUUGCGGGUAUCUUGGUACAUGGUUUGCGUUACAUCUUCCUCACUGGAGAGGGUUAGCGGGUUGGGUGGGCAGACGAAGAAGGGGUGGCUUACCGGAGAGAAGAGAGGAAGAGAUCAAUGUAGGAAAUGUCCUGGAGCUGGUCCAGGAAGAGGGAGACGUUUGCAAGAAACUGGCCAAGCUUGUAGUCGCACAGCAGGUUCAUGUCUACUCGUUGUGUGCGGCAGUAUGCAAAGGCACCCGCGUAAUCCUCGGCGUCAAUGAGCUUGCGGAUCGCAGCGAGAACCAUGGCGCGAGGGAAAAUAGUCUCAAGGUUACCGCGGGGCAUCUGGAGAAUGAUGCUGGCCUUUGUAGGAAUGGCCGUGACGAGGCGUGAGCCGCGUUCGACGCUGCGGCAUCGUUCGUCAGCCUCGGGGUCGUCUUCUGGUACUUCGAG